This is a messenger RNA of Cuscuta europaea, 1047 nucleotides long. Lineage: Eukaryota; Viridiplantae; Streptophyta; Magnoliopsida; Solanales; Convolvulaceae. The record is from the annotation of a GenBank genome assembly.
GGGACAAGCUUUAAUUUUCAAGAAUGUAAGGUCUGGUAAUAGCAAAUCUGCCGAUCACACGCUAGUACCAGUGACAUAGUCGGAGCUCAUUUGGCCGCGAAAACAACAACAAAACUCCAAUACGCUACUCGUCUUCUCUCCACUAAGAAACAAACGAGAUGCUAUGCUGUUAAUCUCUAACCAUGGCGACGAAUGUCCCUUCCAGGUCUCUGAUUCUCCGGGCUAUCCCUUUCUUGGCCUCUCGGAUCCGCCAAAAUUCUCUCUUUAUUCGUCCUAGACCAUCUUCAUCAUCUGCUAUACCGGAACAACAGACGGGUUUCAAAACUCAGGAGAAAGCCGUUUUCAUGACUGAGAAUUGUGUACGGAGAUUGAAGGAGCUGCAAGCCAGUGAACCCAAGGAAAAGAUGCUUCGCUUAAGCAUUGAAGCUGGUGGGUGCUCUGGGUUUCAGUAUGAAUUCUCUCUAGAUGACAAGACCAAUGCUGAUGAUAGAAUUUUUGAGAAGGAUGGAGUUAAACUGGUGGUCGAUAAUAUUUCAUUGGAUUUUGUUAAAGGUGCAACGGUUGAUUAUGUAGAGGAGCUCAUCCGUUCCGCUUUUCAGGUAUCUACUAAUCCAAGUGCAGUGGGAGGAUGUAGCUGUAAAAGCUCUUUUAUGGUGAAAUAGUAAAUCGAAUCUCUCAAUACGUUGCUUGAUGCCUAGUGUUAUACCAAUUCAUUGGCGGUUCAUUUGUUGUACACACUCAUCAUAUACAUCUGUCUUUACAGACUUGUAUUGAGACCACACACUUUUAUUGAAGGAGCCUCUCAAGAAACAAUUUUGCAUAUUUAAAGUUGAAAUUCCUUCUUUGUAACUCAAAGCAAUAAGCUCUAGUAGUGGACUCAUUUCUCCUUCUUCAGGUAUAGCCUUGGUUUGGUUGGAUGAUUUUAGAGAGGAAGAGAUGAAAACAAGGAGAGACAACUCUUAAAUCCUAAACGCAAACAUUCUGGUGUACUAUGUAUACAGACAAACAGACCCAAUAUUCAAAUCUACUUACUGCGUCAGAAUGUCA